Prorocentrum cordatum is the source of this 152-nucleotide messenger RNA. The record is from the annotation of a GenBank genome assembly. NCBI's taxonomy places the organism in Eukaryota, Dinophyceae, Prorocentrales, Prorocentraceae.
GACCUGGUCUGGCUCGAGACCCCGCUGAACCCCAGCUGCGACGUGGCGGAUAUCUCUGCGUACGUGACGGCCGCGAAGGGGAUCGGCGACGUGUGGGUGGUCGUGGACGGCACGUUCGCGCCGCCGCCCCUGCAGCGCCCGCUGGAGUGCGG